GACGAGAAGGAAAACUGUCGAGUCAACGUCGGUGGGAUCGACCUAACCUCCUCGUCAGCCUCCACGAACCGAGGUGCGGAUUCCUCGCGGGCGAUGCCGCGGUCACCGAAUGCUCUCGCGACGCGCACACGCACUAAUCCCCUCGUUAGUCUCGCCCUGUCAUCCACUCGCGACUCGCGUCCCCGAGAGAAAGAGAGAGAGAGAGAGAGAGACGGAGAAUCUUCAACAAACGCGAGCGAUAAUAGUCAGCUGAGCGCGAGAAGAAGCACCGAGAGUCAUCACCGUCGUCGCGAAACAACGAACUCGCGCGAGGCUUCUCGUCGAACUAGGCGACCAAUCCUGACACUGGGUGCACGAGCGAGCCAAGAAGCUACAUACACCGAAGCGAGUCGAGUCGAGUCGCUGUCGUCCGCGUCCCUCUGGGAGACUUUUCUCGACGCUGGAAUAAGAUGGAGAACACUGAAGAUAUAAGGACGACAGUGGAGCUGUACAUUUACGAUCUUACCAAAGGGAUGGCUACAAUAAUGUCGCCGAUGCUCAUAGGUCGUCAGUUGGACGGAAUAUGGCACACAGCAAUAGUCGCAUACGGAAGGGAAUACUUCUUCGGUCCUGCCGGGAUCCAUAGUGUCCGACCUGGCGGCACCGAGUUAGGAGAGCCGCAGAGAGUCGAAAAGCUCGGCGAGACCUAUCUGCCCUACACGGUUUUCCUGGAGUACAUAAACGGCCUGGGAACUUCCACGUUCGCACCGGGUACGUACCACCUCUUCAAGUACAAUUGUAAUACCUUCACAGAGGAGGUCAGUAAUUUUCUGGUGGGCAAGGGCAUUCCCAAGUAUAUCCUUGAUCUACCGGAAGAAAUAUUGCAAACACCUAUCGGGCAGGCUUUAAGACCAUUGAUAGAAACAUUAAGUAGUAGCUCGAGUGCCGGAUUUACCGGUCAGAGAUUUGUCGAGGCGAGGAUCCAGAGGGAAACUUCUCCGGAAUAUCAACUUUUGAACACAGCCAUCGAAGAAGCAAGGUUGAAUUCGAUCGCGUUAGAGGAACGGAGGAACGUCAUUAACGAGAAGCUAGCGAAGAAAGAUCGAAAGAAAAAAAAGAAGAAGAAGGAAAAGAAGGAAAAGGGCAGCAAGGAGACCACUGGCAGUGACAGCAACAGUACCGGACCAAGCAAUUGCUGUGCAGAUAUGGCGGAACCUGAAAAUGCGGUCGGUGGGACACAACAGACAGCUAAUGGAGAAAACGCGGAGAUGCUGCCGUCAGAGCGAGUAAUGCAGAUGGAGGAGGACGAGAAGCGCGAACAAGAAGAGAAGAAACGUCACCGAGAUCCACCGAUAGUAUUCAAGGACUUGGUAAACUUACAGGCGGAAUAUGAAGGUUUGGUGAGCGCCAUGGAAGGAAAGUUAAAUGACGAAGAACGAACGUGUAUGGACGAGCUGCGACAAUAUGUUUUGGAGAAUGAGGGUUCCUGGGCUCUAGGCGAUAAUUUCCUGAACUUUGUAGGUCGAAUUCUCUAUGAUAAGUCGCUGGACAGUAAUGCGCGAGUAAAACUGUUGAACGUGCUGUCGGUCGCCGCAUUGAAGGACGAUGUGAUUCUGUUAUUACAUCAAGAUAGGCGAGAACACAUCAUCAUGAAUUAUGCGUACGACAUCGAUCGACAUCCGCAAGAGGAGCAACUUCCACUCGCGCAAUUUUUGGCGAACAUGUUCGAAAACCUCAGCAGCUCGGAAUGGUUACUCUAUAUAUCCGAGUGGCAACAUCAAUGUCAAAACAUUAGCAAUAUAAGGGUGACGACCAAAGUUGCGGUGCACUCGUUGCUCUCGAACUCGGAAGACCUACAGAUUCGCGGCGCCGCCAUCAUUCACAAUCUUGCCUGCAAGGAGAAAAUGAACAAAAGCAAAAAUCUGCGGCAACUUUUACCGAAAGGCAGCAUUUCUAAGGUAUUUGACGACGUUGCUGUGGAAUUGACGAUGGCGUUGCUGCAAUAUUUCAACGGUAGUCCUGCAGAGGAACAGCUGUACGCGUGUAUGAAAUCGCUCGCGCGUUUUACGCAGAUCAGUGGUCAGGAGGUACCGCAACUCAUACAGAUGAUUGGACCCGAACCGAACAAAUUCAGGGGAACUUCUGAGAGGAUCGACGAGCAGAUUGAUCAAGUUAACAAGAAGUUGCGCUAAAAUGUUUAUUGACUGUUCGCGAAAAUUAUUGUAUUCCAGGCGCGAGAUAAAAAUAGGACGCGCUUGCUACAUUCAAAAUGGAUUUUUACUUAAAAAUUCUAGACGAGACAGCUA
Molecule: messenger RNA, 2285 nt
Organism: Nylanderia fulva
Lineage: Eukaryota; Metazoa; Arthropoda; Insecta; Hymenoptera; Formicidae
Biological process (GO): protein modification by small protein removal
Molecular function (GO): peptidase activity
Source: RefSeq, a predicted model, not a curated record